CACGAACGCAUAAUCGGAACGUUGGUUGUGUGUGACCACGCAACACCAAUGGUCUUGUAACCAAGACUAUGAGCGCAGGAUCUAGGAGGAGAGCAUUAUUGCAUUGAAGUACAUAAUUUGACUCUUCCUGGCCAAUUUCCUUUGCCAACUUCAAUACUGAUGUUGACGUUCUGUCGUUGUUGAUGAUGUUGCUGUUAUAGUUACACCUCAUAUGACUUACAAGGCAGAUGGAGUGUGGCUCAAUCAUGGAGCCUAGUUGUUCACAUACUGAUGACAGGAUUACAUUACAAACUCAACCAAAACGCUCCAAUUCAAGAUUGUCUUCUUCAUCAUCGCAACGUGCAAAGAUGGUUAAACUUCGCUUGGAGCAAUUAGCUAAAGACUUAUGUUUGAUUGGUGACCGGAUGUCUGUUUGGUCGCUCCUACCAAUUAAUCUACUCAUAGCAAUCUUCAAGCUUCUCUCAGUGUAUGAUCGAGCUCGUUGUUCUUGUGUAUGCAAGCAUUGGAAGACUGUUUACCAUAUGCCAGAUCUUUGGCACCAGUUUGUCUUUGAGUUUCAUCAGACCACAACAAUGUCCAAAUCUACACCUAUCAUGUUGAUCAGACAGAUAUUUGAGAAGCAUACUAAAGAUAUAAAGUGUGUGAUCAUUAAGGUGGAUGGUUUCCAGCAGUCAGUAGACGCAGCAUGUAGUGUACUCACUCAGCUUGUUCACUGUCCAAUCCAUUCUCUUCAACUCUCAUCAAUUACUGGACAAGAAUUAAGAUCAGCCCAAUCUCACAAGUUUGUGAAGGCCUUAAAGGGAAUCUUUGUGAAUUCUGAUCUGAAAUCACUGAAUAUUGAAGAGACGCCCAUUGAUGAUGAGCUGAUGGCAGUCCUUGCUACAAAGAGCCAGGCUACCCUGGGAUGUCUAAGACUCAGUAACUGUCCUAUGAUAUCUGCUGCAGGAAUUGCAAGUGCUAUCGAUAACUGCUCUCAUCUGUAUGAACUCAUUAUUGAUUACACUCACAUGAGUAAGGCAUUACUGCAGGCAUUGUGCAGCUCUACACAUCACAAGGUCAAACAUCUCAGUGUUAAUGUAACAGAACAAGAUGAACACAUGAACACGCAGACUAUACCAUGGCAGUCUAUCGGCAGUGACACAUGGGACUUAUUGGCACACCACUAUCCGGAAAUCAAGUUUUCCUUACAGUUCUAUGCCAUCAAAGAGGAAUUUUAUCAUCACUUUUUUUGCAGCAUGAUGCCCCUAACUAGUCUUUCUUUUGGAUGCUUGGUACCAAAAAUAAUACUAAGCCGUGUUGCAACCCAGUGCACCAGACUAACGGAGCUGUAUAUUGCAAAUAGCGGUAAUGAACCCAUCAAUGAAGAAAUCUUGAAGAUUGCUAGAAGAUGCCCACAUCUCAAGGUAUUGGAGCUUGGUAAUUGUUUGAUGAAAUGCUAUGCAGUGGUUGAGUUAGCCAAGUUGUGUGGCCCUCGCUUGUCCAAACUAGUCAUACAUGAAGAGGCGUCAUUAGAGAGUCAAGACUGUGAUAUAAAAACAAUGGUAUCCCAAGUCUCCUCUUACAUGCAAAGGACAUGGAAUGUGGAGUAUAUCCCCAUCUGGUUUGAGUGAAUAACUUGUUACUGGGCGUAUUCUUAUGUACUUAAUUCUAAUAAGUGAUUUUAAAGCUGAUUAUUCAAAGUGAUUUUAAAAGUAAAUAUAUUUUGCAGCUGUUAGAUUUUGUUAUUAUAAAGAUUGUACUGGGUUAAGAGGGUGUAGCGUGUGUGGUAGCGUAACCCAAAAUUGCCAGCUAGUGUUAACCAUAAAAUAAAGCAUCAUUGGAAACUGGAGCUCUGACCUCUGGCCGACUCAAAUUUAUUUUAUGGUUGAAACUAGCUGGCAAUUUUGGUUACACUACCACACACGCUACACCCUCUUAACCCAGCACAGUGAAAUGACUGUGAUUCAAGGGUGGCUACAGUGGUGACUACAAGAUGGGGAGAGGGUUCUAGAAGUGGUAAAUCAUGGAUUCAAUUCGUUUGUGUAACAUGUGUGAGGAUGACUGCAAUGAUGUUGAAAAACCUCUAAAGUUACGAAACAGCGUAGGUUACUGGAUACUGAAGAAACUUUAACUUUGGUAUUUACAUUUACGUUGUUUGUCCAGUAGACUGGGGCAAGCAUAUUCUGUCUUCUAGAAGUAGCUCUGAUGAUGUCAUACUUGCCGGUAAUUUGUAAGACUGCAAUGUACAUUGUAGGUCAUAAAUGUCCAUGCUAUCGUACCAUUUUGUGACCAAACUGACCAGAUUAUUUGCAUAAAACUCCCACCACCACACUGGUAGUAGCAUGGUGAUGGUGCAUGGAUCCAAACAAAGUACAUGCAAGUGUGGAGGUGUCGUGGCCGAGCGGUUAAGAGCACCGCCACCAAACUCAAGCUCUGACCUGUUCAAGGGAGUGUUGGCUCAGGAGUUGUUACACUUGUGUCCUUAAGCAAUACACUUAACCACUGCUUCGUCCUUUGGGAUGGAACGUUAAGCUGUAUGUAGUUCCCGUGUAUUGUUAUAACAAUCAUCAACACACAUAAACGACCCCAGUUUGAGUACACACUUAUUGCAAAGAGAAGGGGUUCGGCCCGGUGUGUCUGGCAGUGCGACUAUCAAUUAUGAAGGCUGCACUAGAAAGGAAGAAGAAGAAGUACACUGAGUGUAAGGUCAUUCAUUACUCUGAGUUACAAUGUACCAACUGUGGCUUGAUCACCAUGUUAUUGAAGUAUAGGACUCGCAUAACAGCUGGCCCAGCCGCCAUGGCCUAACUUUAUAUACUUUAUACAAUUAUGUACAUGGACAUUUUAUCAUAUUGAUUUUAUCAUAUUGAUACCAAAUAUCAUAUUGUUGAAAACCGAACUCAAGCUCUGGUGUUUCUGUUCAGCAGAGCAUGGAUUCGAAUCCCGGUCUUCCGCGGUCUUGACACU
This is a messenger RNA of Asterias rubens (European starfish), 2946 nucleotides long. RefSeq names its product F-box/LRR-repeat protein 3-like. The transcript has 5 exons. Gene Ontology annotation, cellular component: cytosol; nucleus; SCF ubiquitin ligase complex. The record is from RefSeq and is a predicted model, not a curated record. NCBI's taxonomy places the organism in Eukaryota, Metazoa, Echinodermata, Asteroidea, Forcipulatida, Asteriidae. Gene Ontology annotation, molecular function: protein binding. The coding region runs from base 228 to 1610 and encodes 460 amino acids. Gene Ontology annotation, biological process: SCF-dependent proteasomal ubiquitin-dependent protein catabolic process; G2/M transition of mitotic cell cycle; regulation of cell cycle.